This is a messenger RNA of Spodoptera exigua (beet armyworm), 936 nucleotides long. The record is from the annotation of a GenBank genome assembly. Lineage: Eukaryota; Metazoa; Arthropoda; Insecta; Lepidoptera; Noctuidae.
AUGCUUCAGCAUGAAUGGGUCGGCUCGACCGGAGUGAUAUCACAGCCUCAAAGCGAAACCGGCGUGAAACAACCACAGCGUUGUGUUUCGCCGUAUGCUAGAGUAUUUUGUAAUGACGACAACGCUGGACCUUGGGUUCCUCUGGGAUAUGCUUGCCAAAUAACGUGCAGUACCAUUCUAACAGCUAUUGAAAGACUAAAAGCAUUAGACUACGAAUACUUUGUAAAAGAUAUGCUUAAAAACAAAAUAAACGAAUCGAACGGCGACAUUUCCAACAUAGGCCAACCACAACAAGAUAAUAUUGUCAGACAAUCGCUUAAGAUCUCCUUACGCAACGACACAAGAAAAAAUUUAAAACUAUUCAACACCUACCAUAGACUACUAACAAACGAGAACUUCGCCGACGCAUUGGAAAAAGAGGCGGGAAAAAUGACAGCCCGUUUGACAGCCGAAUGUCAGAGUAAUGAAAUGGCUACGAAAAACGGUUACCGAAAAAAGUUUGUAAACGAAAAAUGUACGAGGAAAUUGAACAAGAGAAAGGAUAUUUUAGUGUAUUUUAAAACUUUCUUGAAUAACUACGCUGAUUCUAAGUACCAAUUUGAUGAGAAGAUGGCCGGGGCAAUACUAGAAACUGUAGACAUGGACGAAACACGCCGACUGAACCUGGACUUUACAAGUAUAAUACCGUAUUUGGAAAGAACUAGGAGAUACUAUCGAAUGAAGACUGACGCUCAACUAAUUAGCCUGCAAGCUACUGGUUGUCUGAGCAUUUAUUUACCUGGUUGCUUUUGUAAAGCUGGGUAUGUGGAAGACCAGGAGCAAUGCGUUAAACCAGAAACAUGCGCCCCGGACGAAAUGAACGAGGAGUACUUCCAAAGAAUUGUUUUAGAAUCGUUUUACCACAAGAUAGCAAGGUCUAAGAAAAAACCGGCGUGA